ACGCGUGCCCCUCCCCCAGCCUAAGGAAUGGUCGCCCCGUUCCAGUGCUGCACCCCCUGACCCCAAAGCGCAAGGGGCUGGCUCGCUGCAUAUCCUCGGAGCAGAAGGCAAAUCCAGUCAGCCCCUGUGCUCCGAAUCCAUGCGCUGCAAGUCCCACGCCCUGCAGUGGCCCCCCAGGCCUCCUUGCAACACCCGGUAAUGCAAUCAACGGGGGCGGGGGAGGCGACGGCGGCGACAGCAACGACGGCGGCGGCAGCAGCAGCAGCAGCACUGCCUUGAUCUAGAGAUCACCCGAAAGAGGAGGAAAAUGGCUCCGAGCAGGGACCGCCUGCUGCACUUUGGGUUCAAGGCGACAAUGUUCUCAAAUAGUGAUGAAGCUGUAAUCAAUAAAAAACUUCCCAAAGAACUUCUCUUACGGAUAUUCUCUUUUCUGGACGUUGUUACCUUGUGUCGCUGUGCUCAGGUGUCCAGGGCAUGGAAUGUUCUGGCUCUAGAUGGCAGUAACUGGCAGAGAAUUGACCUGUUUGAUUUCCAGAGGGAUAUUGAGGGCCGGGUGGUGGAGAAUAUUUCAAAGAGAUGCGGGGGCUUUUUACGAAAGUUAAGUCUUCGCGGGUGUCUUGGAGUAGGAGACAAUGCAUUAAGGACUUUUGCACAAAAUUGUAGGAACAUUGAAGUACUGAAUUUGAAUGGGUGUACAAAGACUACAGAUGCUACAUGUACUAGCCUUAGCAAGUUCUGUUCCAAACUCAGGCACCUUGACUUGGCUUCCUGUACAUCUAUAACAAACAUGUCUCUAAAAGCUCUGAGUGAGGGAUGUCCACUGUUGGAGCAACUGAACAUUUCCUGGUGUGACCAAGUAACCAAGGAUGGUAUCCAAGCACUAGUGAGAGGCUGUGGGGGUCUCAAGGCCUUAUUCUUAAAAGGCUGUACACAGCUAGAAGAUGAAGCUCUCAAGUACAUAGGUGCUCACUGUCCUGAACUGGUGACUUUGAACUUACAGACUUGCUUACAAAUCACAGAUGACGGUCUUAUUACUAUAUGCAGAGGGUGCCAUAAGUUACAGUCCCUCUGUGCCUCCGGCUGCUCCAACAUCACAGAUGCUAUCCUGAAUGCUCUAGGUCAGAACUGCCCACGGCUUAGAAUAUUAGAAGUGGCAAGGUGUUCACAGUUAACAGAUGUAGGCUUUACAACUCUGGCCAGGAAUUGCCAUGAACUUGAAAAGAUGGACCUGGAAGAGUGUGUUCAGAUAACAGAUAGCACAUUAAUCCAACUUUCUAUACACUGUCCUCGACUUCAAGUAUUGAGUCUGUCUCACUGUGAGCUGAUCACAGAUGAUGGAAUCCGCCAUCUCGGGAAUGGAGCCUGUGCCCAUGACCAGCUGGAGGUGAUUGAACUGGACAACUGCCCACUCAUCACAGAUGCAUCCCUGGAGCACUUGAAGAGCUGUCACAGCCUCGAGCGGAUAGAACUCUAUGACUGCCAGCAAAUCACGCGGGCGGGGAUCAAGAGACUCAGGACCCAUUUACCCAAUAUUAAAGUCCACGCCUACUUCGCACCUGUCACUCCACCCCCAUCAGUAGGGGGCAGCAGACAGCGCUUCUGCAGAUGCUGCAUCAUCCUAUGACAAUGGAGGUGGUCAGCCUUGGUGAACUGAGUAUUUAAUGACACUUCAGAGUUACUGCGGAGUCUCCAGUGGAAGCGACCCCAGAGUUCUGGGCAAGGGUUACAAAGUGAGGGCAGCGUCCAGAUCCCCAGAGCGACUCAUACAUACGCAUACCGACCCUCACCCCCACCUGCUCUAGCUCUGUGAUCUGGGGACUGAAGUCUGCACUGGCUUUUAUCAAGUAGAUUGGUAAAGUUAGCCAUUCCUGUCAGACAUGCCCAGAAAAAGAUCAUAGGCAAGGUAGAGGGGAUGGGGCAUUCCGGCAAACCCGGUGUUACUGCUACUGCGGUUUCUGUAUUUUGUUUAAGGGGGUCUUUGGUGAGUUUGGAACAGCAUUUGCAGUCUUCGGGGGCAAGGAAAGCAUUAAAAAAACAAUAUAUUGUAUCCAGGGACCAGAGAAAAAUUUUCUUUGCACCCUAUAAAUUGUGGCCAUCCAUUGUGAGAUGACUACAGAGCUUCUGUGCUUCCUAGUUCCCAUGCCAACAUGCUGAGCAUGCUCACAAGAAGGCUCGUCCAUUCCUCUUCUGUGUUUUAGUAUUUGGCCCAGAGGUUUCCUAAAUGGUUGCAUUGAAAUCGCUGUGGUCCAAAUGUGAUUACUUAAUUCACGCAAAUUGUCACUCUCUGUAGCACACGUGUGCACCUGUCUUUUGUUCUCUGUUGCUCCCUCUUGCACUUUUGCUCAGUCUGUCACCUGUUCAUAGUCUGCUUACUUACACUCAAUUGUUACUCUUUUGCUGCUGUUGUGUUUACAGUUUGCAUUUUGGAUGAUUAGUUGGGGUUACCAAACAUUUUUAAAAGAGACAUUAUCAAUAAAUAUUUUUUUAAUUCUAAAUUUUACCAUCAGGGGACCCUGCCUGAAUCUUUGCCACUCUGAAGGGAAAUUAUAACAAAAGCAAGAAAAGUUAUGAGAAGAUACUGAGCUAAAACUAUUUUGAUGAAAACAAACUUUGCCUUUCAGUUUCUUUCAUGUCUUGUGAAAUAUAGUAAUACGCAUGAUAUGCCCAGUAUUCCCCUGGCAGAUUUUUGAAACUCUUACCAACUUAACAAGAGAGAAAUAUGUACCAGUAAAGAGUGGAAUAGCAAAUCCCGAAACCAAGCUGAAAAUGAUCCCCUUCACCCAAGCACAGACGUGUUGUCUGUUCACUGAAAUCUAGGUGUGAGCAGCGAUUUGUGUCUGUGAGGUGGUUUUGCUUCGCUAGGAAUAAUGCUAGACAAGCUGUGCUGUCUAGCUGUUCAGCUUCUCGUUUUAAUCUCAUUUCAGCCUAUCAGGGAUUCAAGAAUGACCCUGGGACAGCUCAUCACCAGUAUGUCCUAUUGAUAGUAUCAUGCCUCAUAUUGGAGCCUCAAAGGACCAGAAUCUUCGCCAUGUCUCUCUUUUGCUCCAGGUUUUCUAUCAAUGAAACAUGAGGGUAGCCAGAUGAAGGCAUUAGAGCAGCAGAAGAAACAUUAGGAAGAAGUGGGAGUUCAGUGUCCCUGCCUAGCCAGGCCACUAGAGCUCAAGGCAGGGUAUUCAGUGUUCAUGCCUCAGGCUGAACAAGCAGCUUCCCCACACCAAAAUCAUGGAGGCUGAGGAAGAUAGCAUGAGUUUCUAAAGCACAAGAAGUAGAUUUCUAAACCCCAUGGCUAAAAACUUCAUGCGAGUAAUAGGAAGUCCCAUAUUGGCCUUUCAGGGUAAUAAUGUGUAGUCCAGUUCAUCAUGAUCUUUCAAAGCUAAGAUUACGUGUAUUUUUAUUAAGCCCUUUCCCUGAUCCUCAUUUCAAAAUUCCCAUAUAAGGAAUAUACUUGUAAAACUGAGACUCACUUUCCUGGCCAUCUCCCCACACAGACACACACACACACGCACACCCAUUUCCAGGCGUGGGUGAUUGUGUUCAGGUCCUCAGGCCACCCAUUCAAACAAAACUUUAAAAAAUAUAUAUAUAUAUUAGGAGCUAGCUGUUCGAAUAUAUAAGUAUUUUUUAUUAAUGCCUGAACAAAUUCACCAUAAAAUCCUGACUAAUAAUAUUGGGUAUUGAUGAGAAUUACUCUGCAAUCGAAGCUAUUAAGAUACUUCUUUACAUACAUACACAUGACAAAAUGUAAAAAGCCCUAUUCGCCAGUACACGGAUGUUUUGGAAAUGCUGCUUCUCUGCUCAGACAGUGAACCCGCACACAGGUCCUGUGGACUUGGAGUCAAGAGAAUAAAGGAUAAAGGUCUGGGAGU
Molecule: messenger RNA, 3866 nt
Organism: Condylura cristata (star-nosed mole)
Lineage: Eukaryota; Metazoa; Chordata; Mammalia; Eulipotyphla; Talpidae
Gene: FBXL20
Product: F-box and leucine-rich repeat protein 20
Exons: 15
Coding region: 308-1624 (438 amino acids)
Biological process (GO): SCF-dependent proteasomal ubiquitin-dependent protein catabolic process
Cellular component (GO): SCF ubiquitin ligase complex
Molecular function (GO): protein binding
Source: RefSeq, a predicted model, not a curated record